Messenger RNA from Suillus subaureus, 1701 nucleotides. RefSeq names its product carbohydrate-binding module family 43 protein/Glycoside hydrolase family 72 protein. The transcript is spliced from 6 exons. Gene Ontology annotation, cellular component: cytoplasm; fungal-type cell wall. Lineage: Eukaryota; Fungi; Basidiomycota; Agaricomycetes; Boletales; Suillaceae. Gene Ontology annotation, molecular function: 1,3-beta-glucanosyltransferase activity. Gene Ontology annotation, biological process: fungal-type cell wall (1->3)-beta-D-glucan biosynthetic process. The coding region runs from base 1 to 1701 and encodes 566 amino acids. The record is from RefSeq and is a predicted model, not a curated record.
AUGCGAGCGAGCUCACGCUUCGCAGCUGGCCUUGCUCUGGCGGGUGCUUUUCUGACUGGCGUUGACGCUGCUAUUCAGACGGUAACUCGCAACGGAAGAUACCUCUAUACCGCGGAUGGGAACAGGUUUUAUAUCAAAGGUGUAGCUUACCAGGAGCAAGGUAAGGACAUUUCGGUGCGGUGGUCGCGAGCGCAAGCAAUACCUUUCUUGAGCCAUCCACUUUCAUCGAUCGAUCCCUUGGCCAAUGGCACUGCCUGCACCCGUGAUCUUCCAUACCUGCAACAGCUUGGUGUCAAUACCAUCCGUGCCUACAGCGUUAACUCAUCGCUGAACCACGACUCUUGUAUGCAAACAUUCAGUAAUGCUGGUAUUUAUACUAUCAUCGAUCUUUCUCUACCUGGGAAUGGUUCGAUGGACCGCGACGCGCCGACCUGGACCACCAAUCUACUUGAUUUAUACAUCGAGACCAUCGACGUCUUCUCAAAAUACAACAACGUUUUGGCUUACAACGUUGGAAAUGAAGUUGUUAUCGCAGCUAACGGCACCGCUGCUGCUACCUUCGUCAAGGCGGCUGCUCGUGAUGUGAAAGCAUAUAUUAAUUCGAUCAGUUCUAGCGCGCUCGUUGGCUAUGCGUCCAUCGAUGGAGAUGCUACAUGGCUCGACCCUUUGGCUAACUACUUGUCCUGUGAUCCCUCUGGGUCAAACUCCGGUGCAACUGCCCUUGAUCUAUUCGGGUUGAAUAACUAUGAAUGGUGUGGAAAUUCAACCUUUGAGGCUUCUUAUGCCGGUGUAGAGGGACAAUUUGCGGGUUACAAUGUUGCAGCUUACUUCAGCGAAUACGGGUGUAUUACUUCUCCCCCUCGUGUGUGGACAGAAGUCGCGGCGCUUUUUAGCUCGCAGAUGUCUCCCGUUUGGUCUGGUGGUGUCGCAUUCUCUUACUUCCCAGCUACGAGCGCUCAGGGACAGUUCGGUAUGGUUACGAUCUCGCCUGAUGGAUCCACGGUCACUACAAGCAGUGAUUUCACCAACCUACAGACUCAGUACGCCGCUGCGUCGCCACCUAAUUCGCCUUCGCAGAGCGGCGCCGGCACUGCCACCUAUCCAUCGUGCCCUCAACAGAACUCAAGUUGGCUUGCCUCCAACACUCUUCCUCCCACGCCUAACUUCUCUGCUUGCCAGUGUCUCGAAAACAAUCUCAGCUGCCAAUUCACGCCUUCGACCAGUAACUACACAGCAAUCGUUGGAGCGCUGCUAGAUUACGCGUGCAGCCUCAUCGGACAGUCUGGUGGAUCUUGCAGCGCGAUUUCUUCCAACGGGACAACAGGACAAUACGGUGCGGUAUCUGAGUGCGACCCCACCAUAAUGUUGUCCUAUGUGAUGAGUGACUACUACAUAGCAAACGGGGCCAACGCUCAAUCAUGUAGCUUUGGUGGGAACGGGACCGUCAAUAGCAAGGCACCAUCCAGUGCCAGUGCUGCAAAUACCGCGGCAUCGUCCUGUCUCGCGAGUGCUUCGGGCACGUCCGUUCCCACUCUCCCUGCAGGAGCCCCGGGCCCCUCUGGGUCAUCAUCGAGCUCGGGUGGCGGAAGUGGUAGUUCACCUAACGCCGCAUCAGUUGUUCUCGCUGAUGCCAGGACCCUGAUGGGCAUGGGAGUUCUCGUUGCAGCUGGCAUCGCUAGUGGGCUCUGGACCAUAGCUUGA